Molecule: messenger RNA, 4107 nt
Organism: Cylindrotheca closterium
Lineage: Eukaryota; Bacillariophyta; Bacillariophyceae; Bacillariales; Bacillariaceae
Source: the annotation of a GenBank genome assembly
AUGGCCGAUGAUAGUUUGGAUGAAUUCUUGGCUUGGGACAUUGCUCAGAAUAAAACAGAAACCGCAUGGUCUUCCAGAGUCUCUGCAAAGAGUAGAGCGCGCAGAACUUAUGGCAGUAGUCGAGGUGGUAGCCUCGCAUCACAGCGACGAACUAUUAGUGAAUCCGAUGAAUACAUAAUAGCCAAUGAUGGCUUGUCCGCCAACGAUGAGGUAUCGGAAGAAGAAGAAGAAUUCGGUGGUGAAUCUUCACUUCCUCCUCCGCUUCCUCCACCUGCCCCACUAUUAAAAAGGGCCAAUUCAGUCACUACCUAUGAUCGAGUGCGCACACCAAGGAUGAGGAGAUCCAACUCUAUUUCCUUUGCAGCUCGAGAUGAUACAGUGAAAAAGGCCACCUUUCCCAGACGCUCUUCGAUGUCUGCCCAACCCUUGGGAUCUGUGGAUAGCUUUUCCGAAAAUCAUCAUCCAAACUUGAGUGUACUGGAAGAGUUUGUCUCACCAAAGCGACCCAAGAUGACUAUUGAAUUUCCAAACCGGAAAAGAGUCAAGUCCGAAGAUGUAAGCGGUCCUAAGGUUCCCCUAUCUGAAUCCUUCUCAAAUCUGGCAAAGGUUGGUGAAGAUCGUUUGUUUUGGGCAAAGGCAGCUGCCACAGAGGCAGCCUUGUCAUUCAACAACAAUGGCCCUGUCGCCCAAGACAAGUACUAUGAGCCGAUUGAAUUCACGGAUUCUUCUCCUGCUGCAGAAAGCGUAGGCUCAAGAAAGCGUGGGAUUUGGGACUCUCCGCUGGAUGAUAGUGAUGAAUAUGACAGUUUGUCAGGAGGACCGUCUAUUCGAAGGACGCGAUUCUUCUCACCGUCUCAAACACCUGUUCAUUCAUCGAAUGCUGCAAAUACUGGCAGCUUGUCUCAAAUGUCGGUAAAUUCGGAAGAUCGGCCACGGAUCCAAGAGGAAAGCUUGGAUACGGAUGACGACUUGUCCACAGACGAUGUAUCAGUGGACAGUCAAAUGGAAGCCAAGACACCUAUGAAUGAUCUUUCGCACUAUGGAAAUCAUUCGAUUGGAGGGCUUUCUCCCGAUUUGCUCGAUGUAAGGAAUGCUGGACCUGAUGACAUCAUCAGUACCAUGUCUUCCUACCAAGAUCUACGAUUUCUGGUGAGAUCACUUCGCAAGGAGAAGUCCAAUAGCCGAACAAGUUGGCAUGUUGCACCACCAGUGCAAUGGGAAUCGCAACGAAGACAAGCAUUCCUUUACUGGGCCACAAGAACUCUUGGUUUUUCUUUUCGAUCUGGUGGCAUGGCUAUCACAUACAUGCAAAUCUCAAAAGCCAAGGGGGCAGAGAUACUCGAACUUCUUGAGAUGGCUGUCACCUCCUGGAAGGAGCAAGGAUUCGCGGAACAGACCCCAUUAGAAAGCUCCAAGAAGCUCAAGUUCACCUUUUCAUCAGUCAAUAAGACACUGGGGACUCCCAGAGCACUAGCGCUUACACCAAAGGAAUCUACAAUAACAAGUAAUUUCAACUCAGGCAACAGCGAAGUGGUUGACGACCUUUCCAGCAAAAUGAUGUCGCUUGGAAUGAGUGACAAAAAGAAGAAUCUACGUUUCAGUGAUCAAUACAUGCCAAUGGGAGGAAUGAUUCUUGAAGAUUCGGAGGAAUUGUCUUUCAUCGAAGCAUCUCGGCCUUCCUUGGAGAAUCAUGCAAGUGCAAGAGAUUUGAUGGCGCAUAUGCAUGGGUUGACACCAAUUCCAAGAAAAGGUCGCCCACCAAGGUUGUCGAUUGAGAGCACGGGAUCUAAUGGAGCGAGCGGUAUGUCACGGGGGAUUUUUGAUGACAUGUCGCCGUAUCCGAAAGCAGCCCAACCUCUUGGCAACGAUUGCAUGACACCAAUGGUAACCAAGCCAGAUCUUGGAUGGGGAUCCUGUCCUGUCUCAGGACGAGACUGGGGAGCGUCCGAGUCUUGCUCGCCUAAUAUUAUUGAGGAACUUGUACGACGAUUUGAUCAAAGCGGAAUAGAAGCUGGUAUUGUUGACGAUACAAUGAUACCACAAAAUUCGUGGAAUUCUUCCGAAAGUUCCUCCAAUCGUUUUGAUCUCGAGCUCGAGGCAGCUGGCAACGAACAGGAAUCGAGUAACAACAGCUUCGAAAUUCCAGGAGACAACUUUGGCUCUGGCCUUGAUCCUAUUCUUCAGACGAAACAAGAUAGGCGUCGCCAAACAUCAUUUGCGAAGCAUGCUCGAAUGUCACUUAUUGCGUCGGCUGUGAAUCCCAAUGGACCAAUUGUGAAUGGUCGCAAGUCACUGUUCGAUCGUCCAAGCAGAGUCUUUUUGGGCACGGACUUUGCCCUGGCCGAAAGGCUGGAAGCAACCCCUGCAUUUGCUCCAUCCAAUGAUGCCACGUUGGAUGACCCAGCGUGCUCUCGCCGUACUGCACUGGCUGAUGCUGGCGUCCUUGAAACUAUUCUAAGCUUCCUCAACGAGCCAGAGCUGCUGUGCACUGCAAGUCUCGUCUCUAUACAUUGGGCAGAUUGUGCCACUCAGGCGCAUGCCAACAUGAUGUUAAUGAGUGUUGGCUGCGCAAGUGAAUCUGACACCGAAAGCAACGACGACGGUUCUAUCGUGGAGGAAGAAAUGCAGACAUGCGGCUUCAUGGAGCGAGAAUGGGGAUUUCUUGUCUCUAACUUUCCAUGGGCCUGCUUCCUUUCCGAAGGUGCUUUCAAACGUGUUUACAAGGUGUUCAACCACAACCAUCGAGUGGAAGAAGCUAUUUCUGUCAUGGAUGUGAAUACAAUCGAGUCAACUGGAAAUAUAAAUGUCGUUGGAGCAGAGUUGGCGGUAUCCGUCCUUCUCAGUUCUCUUGUCCGGCGUGGAGUGUGUCCUAAUUUUAUUGUCACCCGAGGCAUUUUCUCUUGUGCCUACGAGCCUCCCGCACGAUCUUGGGGGUCGGCGACGAAUAAGCGUCCAAAAGGAUCAUCCUACGUUUCUCCCAAGUCGAAAAGACAACCAAAAGAACCUGCACAGGAUAAACGGGGGCGAUACCAAUACAUUCGAAUGGAACUUUGUGACGAGGGAGAUGCUGAAGAAUAUUUGAAGCGCCAACCUGAUGGAGCAAUCGACCCGAUCGAGUCCAUGAAGCUGCUGUUUCAAAUGGCCUUCUCCUUACACGCUGCAGCUGAUCGCUUUAGUUUGAAACAUUACGACGUCAAGCUUCUCAACUUCUUUCUCCAAGGGGUUACGACGGAAAAGGAAGGGAAUGUGGUAAUGAGGUAUGGUCUUGGUGAACAUACUUUCGCAUUGAAAUCAAAACAUGGAGAAGGUGUCAUCGCAAAGCUGGCAGACUACGGUACGGCAAACGUGGAUUCCGGUUCUUGUGGUCAAGCUGUUACCAUUGCCCAGUUUACGACGCUCGAGAAUACGCCAAUCGACUUCUUGAUACUUGGUGAUUCUGCUCUACAAGGACACGGACAUGAUUGCUUUGGUUUAGGCUUGUGCAUGUUGCACCUAUACACAGGACAUGCUCCUUACGAAGAAAUCUUGGAAGAAGUCACCUGCCCACAGGGUCUCAAGAAGGAACUUCGCUUGAUCUGGGAGAAUGAAGCUGAGUCAAACUACUCUGUCAUUCGAAGUCUUAUCUUGUCCGAGGUCUACAAAGACGAAGAAGGGCACAUCAUCGAAGGAGAACCCGAUGAAUCCUUGUAUGAUACUUUAUACCGGUUCCUUGUCCUAUUUGGCAUUCCAGUUGUUUCUUCAACACUUUCUAGCUCGAAGGUUUGGAUUGCAAUCAAGAAUACUUUGGAGAACAAGGCGAAGAAAUCAGGAGGAAAAAAGAAUCAACGAAAUGACAGCACUCAAUUCAGUAGCGACCGAAGAAAGUAUUCUAUCAGUCGAGGAAACAACAAAUACAUUGCAAGGGCUCGCAAAUCACUUGAGUCUUUGCAUGGUGGCAUGGAUCUACUGUUGUCUUUGGUUUCCUUCGAUCCACAAACAAGGGCUUCCGCUCUUGAUGUUCUAAAUUCACCCUUCAUGACACCUCUUCGAGAAGAAGCGGAAGAAUCGCAAUACAGUGAAAACGACGAAGUGUUCACUUACAAUGCAUUCUCAAUCAAAAGUACGUAG